AUGGCCAAAGCACGGGAAGUGAAUUGGUGCCCAGACGACGACACGAUCUCCGUCUCCGAGAUACUAGGCACGAGCACUACGAAAGACGAAGAGGAUCAAAAGGAGCGUGACGAGGCCGUACGAGAGGGCAAGCUCGUAACGCCAGAGCCGUCGCGGGAGAACUCAUUCGCCAAGGAUCUCGUCCCACAGGGAGUGAGGCAGUCUCUCACUUCCAUGAGCGAGAGCCUGCGUGAGCGACAGCAGAAGGUUCAGAGCAGCCAGCAUGAGUGGUGGACGUACCAGUUCGCCAUCUGGGUUUCGCGGGUCGUCUUCCUCCUUUUCGCACUCGCAUCGGCCGUACUGCUUGUGUUCUGGGCGCGGCACAUCAACGAGGAAGCAUAUGUCGUCACCUUUUUCGUCAUGGCCAUUGCUGCUCUGGCAUACCUUGCGAAGAUCUCAGGCAUGGGUGAGAUCAAGCUCGGUGGCAGGAAGCUACCCAUCAUCCGGUACAUCGACUGGAUUACUACAACGCCCCUGAUGCUUUUCGAGCUCUGUGUGGUCGGAGGGGCCGAGAAGCACACGGCCAUUCUUGUCAUCGGCUGCGAUCUGCUGAUGCUCACAGGUGGCAUCGUCAGCGCCAUGAUUGAGAAGUCGCUUCAGCGCAAUCUUUGGUUCGGCAUCUCAGUGUUCUUCUUCGUCAUCAUGGUGACAGCGCUACAGGUGGAUGUGGCCAACGGCACCGUGCUCGAGCGUCCCCCAGACGUGCAGCAGCUCGGUGUACAGCUUAGCUAUCCUGUGGUGGUUUUGCUCGGGCGAGCGCAUUUCGGCUUGAUCUCGAAGGGCAUGGAAGAUGCCCUGCUGUGUAUUUUGGAUUGCAUCUCCAAGAUUGGCAUGGAGUUCUUCGUGGUCAUCAGCUGCUCAGGAGAAGGCGCCCAGUGCCAUGCCAAAGAUAAGUAA
Molecule: messenger RNA, 936 nt
Organism: Symbiodinium sp. CCMP2592
Lineage: Eukaryota; Dinophyceae; Suessiales; Symbiodiniaceae
Source: the annotation of a GenBank genome assembly